CUCCAAACAUUGUGGAUAAAUAUACCUGAUAGAAUGGAAGUCAGUGAAGUUAGCUCCACCUUGUUUUCCAAAGGUUGUGAUGCAUUUAUGGCGUGUUGCUGCAGCUGAUAUGCAGCGGGGGUUAUUGGAGACGUUAUUAGUGGAGGAACUCUCUCCUGAACAUGGAGUCCAAACGAGCGACUGUCUUCCUGCUGCUGGCCCUGUCAUCAUGUAGAGCUAAAGUUGAGGAGGAGAACCCGGAGUACUGGAGGUCUCAGGCCCGGGACACGCUGCAGUCAGUGCUGGACCGGAAGCUGAACACCAACGUGGCCAAAAACAUCCUGUUCUUCCUCGGAGACGGUAUGGGGAUCACCACCUACACGGCGGCUCGGAUCCUGAAGGGUCAGCUGCAGAACCAGACCGGAGAGGAGACGGUGAUGACCAUGGACACCUUCCCUAACGUGGGGCUAGCUAAGACGUACAGCGUGGACUUCCAGAUCGCUGACAGUGCCGCCACGGCCACGGCGUACCUGUGCGGAGUGAAGACCAACCUGAACACCAUCGGGGUGAGCGCCGCCGCUCGCAACGGGGCGUGCAAAACUCAGAAAGGGAACGAGGUCACGUCCAUCCUGAAGUGGGCCAAAGACGCCGGAAAGUCUGUCGGCAUCGUGACGACCACGCGGGUGCAGCACGCCACCCCGGCCACCAGCUACGCCCACAGCGCCAGCAGGAAGUGGUACAGCGACGCCGAUAUGCCCGAAGCCGCGGAGGACGGCUGCACCGACAUCGCCUCCCAGCUGCUCAACAACACCGACAUAGACGUGAUAAUUGGUGGUGGUAGAAAGUACAUGACCCCGACGGGCACCAAGGACCUGGAGUACCCCACAGAUUUCUUCUCCAGGGGCAAGAGGAGAGACGGACGCAACCUCAUCGAUGAGUGGCAGAAAAUGAAAACCGGAAAGGUCGCCCACUACGUGUGGAAUCAAACAGACUUCAGCGCCGUUGACCCUGAGACCACGGACUACCUCAUGGCUCUGUUUGAACCUGGUGAUAUGCGCUUCGAGGCAGAACGGGAUCCGAAAAUGGACCCGUCCAUCGUGGAGACCACAGAGAAAGCCAUCCGCAUCCUCCAGAAAAACCCAAAAGGCUUCUUCCUGCUGGUGGAGGGGGGGCGUAUCGAUCAGGCUCAUCACGCCGGCCGGGCGUUCAUGGCGCUCCACGAGGCGGUGGCUCUCGACUACGCCGUCGCAAAGGGCCUUGAACUCACCAACGAGGAAGAGACUCUCACUGUGGUGAUGGCCGACCACUCCCACCCCUUCACCUUCAACGGAUACCCGUUCAGAGGGCAGAGCAUUCUGGGUAAGUCCCCGCUGUGGGCCCAGGACGUGCUGCCUUACACCACGCUGAUGUACGGAAACGGACCCGGACACAAACUCACCAACGGCAAGCGGCCGGACAUCCGCAACGUGGACACCAAAACUAAGGACUACGUGCAGAUGGCGGCCGUCCCCACAGAGUCGGCCACCCACAGCGGGGAGGACGUGGCGGUGCUCGCCCGCGGACCCAUGGCCCACCUCUUCCAGGGCGUGCAGGAGCAGAACUACAUCGCCCACGCCAUGGCCUACGCUGCCUGCGUGGGGGCCGACCUGAGGCACUGCCAGGGGCAAACUGAGGCCCCGGCGCUGCAAAGCACCCUCACCCAGGAAGGGAACCUAGCCGGGGGGGCUCAGGGCGUCAGGCUGAUCAGCAGCCUCCUCUGCGCACUGCUAGUUGUUCUGGUGCUCAUGUAAGGCCCCCAGUGGUGCAGGGAUGAGUCCUCAAACCCAGAAAUGAGUUAGCAUUUUAUCGCUUCCGUGUUUCCUUGACUUAAACUCAACCAUUUUUUAUUAGACAUGUUUUUGGUUAGAUGUCUGAAAAUCUCUUCAGCUUGUUUAAACUUCAGACCUAUUCAAUGCUUCAAACCAAAAACACGUUCAGAAAACCAUUGACUUCCAGACAAGGGAACAAGAAGUGCUAACAUGCUAACUCAUUUUCGUAAAUGAAUCAAAUCUGAAUGAAUGCUGUUUUUACUCUUGCAGUUUAUUGAAGCCUUGAGUAAAACCAAUAGAGCAGACCCUAAAGAGACUUGCUUUGUCACUUUAUCAAAAAUAAACUGAUCUUUAUUUAAUUAAUUGAAAUGUUUUUCUCCUUCAUUCAAAACUAAUGAGAUUGUCAGGUAUGCAUAUCCCCCCAAAAAAGUGUUUACUGGAUCAAAGAAAUCCAACUUAAGGAAGAAAUUGCAUCCUGUAUUUUUAAUUGUGCAUCUUUCACUCGAUUGGUUGUCUCGUUUACCUCGUUAAGAACAGCAGUCAAGUGCAUCUCCACCAAAAAUUGAAAUAUGAACCCGUAACGGCGGCAGUGGCUCACUCCGUAUGGCCUUGGUAUUUGCCUGUUCACGUCCCGAUUGGACAAGUGUGGACCGGUAGCUGGAGGGGUGCCAGUUCACCUCCUGGUCACUGCCCGUGAGCAAGGCAUUAAGACACCAGCUGCCCACUGCUAGUGCUAGGAUGGGGUCCAAUUUCUGUACAGUGGCAAAAUAAAGAGGGUUUGAUUACAGAAUAACAGAUUAAAUAUCGUUAAAAUUACAAGCAGAUUUGAUUAACAAACAUGAUGUGAAAUACAGUAUUUUUUAUUCAAAUAAA
Eleginops maclovinus (Patagonian blennie) is the source of this 2660-nucleotide messenger RNA. RefSeq names its product alkaline phosphatase 3 (gene alp3). Gene Ontology annotation, cellular component: plasma membrane. Gene Ontology annotation, biological process: dephosphorylation. The record is from RefSeq and is a predicted model, not a curated record. NCBI's taxonomy places the organism in Eukaryota, Metazoa, Chordata, Actinopteri, Perciformes, Eleginopidae. Gene Ontology annotation, molecular function: alkaline phosphatase activity.